This is a messenger RNA of Recurvomyces mirabilis, 954 nucleotides long. RefSeq lists its product as uncharacterized. The record is from RefSeq and is a predicted model, not a curated record. NCBI's taxonomy places the organism in Eukaryota, Fungi, Ascomycota, Dothideomycetes, Mycosphaerellales, Teratosphaeriaceae. The transcript has a single exon. Bases 1 to 954 code for a protein of 317 amino acids.
AUGUCUCCGCCAUCGAACAUCAGUAUUUCUUCCCGCCCCUCCGGCCUCGACCCCAACCACAUCGGCGUAACCCUGGCUCUCGAGCUCCUCGGCGAGUCAUCGACCUCAGAAAACAACUACUCGCUCGACACUUCCACCAUCGCCUCCAGCCAGGUCGGCUCCCUGCUAGCUUCCAACGGUCCCUGGACCGUCUCGAGUUCCGACUCCGCCAUCUCCUGGUCCAUAGCCGACACCCCCUCACCCGGCUCAUCCCCUUCAAGCCCCAAUCUCAACUUCUUCACCCCCGAAUCCAUCAUUCUCACCCCACCUUCAACCGCCUCCACCGACUCCACUCCCCCAGACCUCGACGUCCCCGACAUCCCCAUCGAACCCUACAUCCUCCACCACCGCUUCGGCAGCCGCAAGAGUCAGCACGCCAGCACGCAAGAAAUUAACGAACACCUCCUCUUCCAGCGCGCCGUGCUCGUGCAGAAACAACGCCAAGCCAAGUCCGCCAACCAAGACCCAAAAGUCAAAUGGUGGACCCUCCUACUCCACCAACUGCAAAGCCAGAUCGACGUCCUAGAGAGGCAUAAGCGAAAUACCCGUCUCUGGGCCGGCAAAAGGACAGCAGCAUGGUGCUCGGUUCAGGCGCAUAUUACCCACAUCACCAACACCAGCAGCAGCACCACCACCGACUCAACAAACGGGACGCGACCAACGACAGAAGAAGGCUACACAUGUGGCCUCCCCCUCCCCUCCGGCCUCCCGCCCACCCCUCCUCCCCAUGGGGAAAAGCACCCCUCCUCGGAAAUCAUAGCGGAGCUCAAGGCGAGCGAUCUUGAGGCCCUGUGGGCGUUGGAGAGCGUGGAGACGGAACCGUGGAGUCAGGCUGCGAAAACGCAGGCGGGGAGGGGGAGGGAGGCGCUGUAUCAGGAGUGUUUGCAUCCGGGAGGGGUGAGGAUGCCGUUUUGA